CUCCUUUUCUAGUCAAGUGGAGCUACAAGUACCUCGGAUGCGAAAUCGAUCCGGGCAAAAGCAGCGGUUCUAUUAGAAGAGGGAUCACCCCAAGGGGAGAGUUUGAACGCGCAUAGUUUCUACCAUACUUAGCAAUCCAUGGUGCGUUACCGUUGUCCUACUUUACCGAAUCCGCAACUCGGAUACGCACUCGAGUACUUGUACCCGAGCACCGGUACAAACUAUUACUCGAGUAUCUUGGACCACCGUCUAUUGUACUAUCCAUCUCUUGCGGUAUCGAGGACCCAAUAGUCUCGCGCGGCAGAGAUUACCGGUAUCAUCUCCUAUUUUGAGCUGGAGAAAAGGCUGGGGCGCAAAAAAUCUAUGAAACAGGCGAUGCUCCAUUAUGACGUGACCCCCUUCUGCAAGACCUUUCCGGAUAAGGCUUCCACCUAUAAGCACCCUCUUUCCACUCCCAAAUUCAGACUCCCUCCCUUGGGAUUUUUUUUAAAAAAAGGGCGCAACAGCCUGGACUUCUUGCCAAUUUCCUCUCUCUUUAGUGUUAGGUGAGAUGUCCGGCGACGAUCCUCUUCUCGCUCAGUAUCUUACAAAUCGCUGUUCCAGGCAGGUACCAAGCCCUCUCGUGGACUCCUCCGAAAUAUCGUUAUCAGAGGCACUCGUACGGCUUCUACCGAAACCAAAACAGCAAGGGCCCAUUCACGAUGAAUCAAGAAAGCCUCACACCACGACAAACCGACCCUUAGAAGCUUCGCGUUCCCAUCGAUUGCCGCCAUAUUCUACCACAAGCUUAGCGAUCGAUAGAUUCUUCGCGUGUCAAUCCACCCUGCAACAUCUAUAUUUUGCGGAGGAAGUUGAAACGAGGAAUAUGUUGAAGGAAGUCUAUACCAAUGAGUGCCAACUAUUGACCCUGUGUGAGCUCUCCGCUACCGCCGCUGUAGGGUGCUUGUGGGCAGAUAACAUCCCAAAGGAGGCGCGCACAGCAUUUUUUGAUACGGUUAAGACUCAUCUGGACCAAUGCUUGGAGAAGGACGAAUUGAGAGAGAUGAAGAUACUCGCUCUAGCGACGUUAUAUUCAAUGUCAGAAAAGAAGGUGUCGAGCUGGGGAUAUGUUUGUAUGCUUUCCAGGGAACUUCUCUCUUCAUGAUUGCAGAUUAACACCGGCCGCAGGUAAGGGAUUACAGAUCGCCCAUUCCAGAGACCUCCAACUCGACAAAAUGCCAAGUUAUAUGACCGAGGCGGAUUGGGUUGGAUAUCGAAGGUUAUGGCGGACAUUAUUGUUUUUUGAGAGGUCAAAUUAAUCCCGCUUAAUCUUUAGUCUCCGUGCUUAUAUCAGCAGCUUCCUGGCCAUGUCCCUUGGCCGCAUCCCCAUUUGGAGUGCAACCUACGACACCAUCGAACUUGCAGAAUCGGUUCAGACCCCCGUGCCUAUAGACCCCCAUUGGCUACUGCUCACGGAUACAUAGGAAAGGAGUUACGACAUCCGAAAUUCAUCACAAAGAAAUUCCCUGCAGACAGAGAUUGUGAAUAUCGGGCUAUUGGCCAGCAGGAUCCUCAAAAGCGUCUUUGCCUCACCCGCCAUUAACCUACAACUUGUGUGCGAUCACAUGGCGAAGCUGAAGUUACGAUACGACAAUCUACCAGAGUCCAUGAAACCAGGAAAAUCAGAAUUGGCUCCUGGAGAGUAUCUGGCCGACACGUCACAGUUCACCCUUCAUAUGGUGUAUCUAGGGACCGUGAUACUCCUCACCCGGAGGGUGCUGGUAGAACUAGCAAGUGGAGCCGGAGGCGGCUCGUUCGAAGGAAGUAGCGGGGAAGCACUGGGGCUCGCACAAACAUGCCUAUCCGCAGGGAGGCAAACCUCGGAACUAUUAGGGAAUCUGUAUUCACAUAAAGACCUUUUCAAAAACUGCUGGGUGACCAUGUGAGAAAACCAUUCCACCCACACCCCUUUGAAACAAGCAAAAGGGAAAUGACCCAAAAGUAUGAAAACAAAAGCAAAUAGCUAUGAUAACAUCUAAUGAAAAGCGGUGAGUUGAAAUAGAUACUCGUCGUUCAACGCUAGCCUCAUCCUACUCUUUUACACUGCCCAAAGGAGGACGCUCGAGCAGCCUUAUCCACAAUAUCGGGAAGAUCUGGAUGCGGCCGCGCGAUGUACCCGCAUAGUGGAAUACUGCGCGGAGCACGACGACCUAGCAAACUGUUACCUCGGACUGCUGAAGCCCUUCAGACAAGCGGCCGGGGAUGGCAUCGAUACGACAUCCUACCGCACAUCUUCGGACUCGAAUGAGUCUCCCGAAACCAGCGACCCGUCUUCGGAAGAUAGCAGUACAUCCUCAGAGUCCUCGGGGGAUGCAGAAAUCGGCGCGUCGGCAAACCUGCCAUUCCCGCCACCGCAUCUCCACCCGCCCGCAACACCACCGCGAAGACCGCCGCCCAUCCCCAGUACCAAGCGGCUUGAAACCUGGCUGCGGGGAUCGCCGCGGAAAUGGGCCUCGGGCGACCCUCCCCGCCAGUACGCAAGUCAGCGCCAUAAUUGCCCUUCUCCCCCUCCGAGGAACGCUUUGUCAACGAAAAAGCGACCUUGCAGCGUUCAGUCCGAGGAGCCAUGCAAGAGACCUAAACUGUCACAACAGCAGUUGGAGGAUCUUCUUAGGAGGGUUACUUGAAAUGAUCGCCGCGAUAUCUCUAUUUCCUAUUUCCUACUUCUCUCCCUCCCAUUCCUUCCAUUCUAAUCCUCUAAUUUUUUCAAAUUUUUUUCAAUUUUCCACUCCUUUUCCACUCCUUCUUUCUCGCCCUUCAUUUCUCGAUUUAUCCCCCCCCUCCUGGACUCGAAAUUACACCCUUGUAAUUUGACAUGUAUUUAGAGAUAUCAUACGAUUUCUAUUC
Molecule: messenger RNA, 2886 nt
Organism: Tuber aestivum (summer truffle)
Lineage: Eukaryota; Fungi; Ascomycota; Pezizomycetes; Pezizales; Tuberaceae
Source: the annotation of a GenBank genome assembly